Messenger RNA from Cutaneotrichosporon oleaginosum, 958 nucleotides. RefSeq lists its product as uncharacterized. The record is from RefSeq and is a predicted model, not a curated record. Lineage: Eukaryota; Fungi; Basidiomycota; Tremellomycetes; Trichosporonales; Trichosporonaceae.
CUUCGAUCUCUUCUCUCCUCCCCUCUCCAACUAGUCCAAUUGAUCCAGUUCUCAAGCGUUCAAAGUCACAGUCGUAGACAAUGCCAUUCCCCCUCAACCCCUCGGUUGGGCGCAAGUGGGCGGCGCGUGUCCUCGGAUAUACCCAUGCCGUCCACACCCACACCCACACCCACACCCACACCCACACCCACACCCACACCCACCCGCGCGCUCAGUUCCAAAAUAUCGCCUACCUCCCUCCUGAACACAACCGCGUCAUCUACUGUAGAAUCCCAAGUGAUCACGCGCACCCUGUUUUCUGCCGAUGCCGAGAGCGGUAUGGGACCUGUCCCGAAGGACGAGGGUCGGCGGGCGGAGGAGCGCAAAGGGACGGAAGAAGGGACCGGCUACGGCAUCGGGUUGGAAGGGUCUGGACUGCACUGGGUGGACUGGUGCAGGGUGGAAGUGUGCGCAUUUCGCAGACCUCGCCAUGGACCAUGGGCCAUGGGCCAUGGGGCAUGGGGCCAUGAGCUACACGCCACGAUGCCUGGGCCAACGUUGGAUGCGUACGCUGGCUAUGCUGGCAAGAUGAGAAUAGCAGCCACGAGGGAUCAAGACUAGAUCCAACUCUAUCGAAACACCCCAGAUGUGCCGACGCGUCCUGUGCCUCAUCUUUUAAUUCACUCGUACGCGAACUCUGCGACGAUAGGACGAUGAACGUUAUUGUCACCGUCACCGUGGGAGAGCUCGUGUCGAGAGAUCAGGGCUGUGUGGGAGUUGAUGGGGAGAGGGGAGGGCUUGUCAGAGUGGAUAUUCUAACGCGGACGGCGCGGCCUCUCUAUAAUCUACAGAGCUGGAGAGAUGAUCGAGGACGCGGUGGCGGUUGGCUGGUGCUUAGCGUCAGUAUUGAGACUUCCUCUAAGCUCCUCGUUUUGCCUUGUCGCGUUAGGACGACGACACGUAUGAAGCAUUCAAAUUG